AUGCCUUGGAGUGCAAAAGCACACACCUUGCUUCACGCCUGGUACGGAGGCCAGGAGACGGGUCAUGGCCUCAUUGAUAUACUAUUUGGACACGUCAACCCGGCCGCACGCCUCCCCAUGACAUUCCCGCAGUCUGUUCGGCACACCCCUGCCUAUCUCUCGUUCGGAAAGUCUGACUACACCAUCAUGUACGGCGAGGGGGUCUUUAUCGGGCAUAGAUAUUACGAGGCCGUAGAUCGCGCCCCGCUCUUCUAUUUUGGCCAUGGGCUUUCGUACACGACCUUUCGGUAUUCGAACCUUACUGUCCCUACGGUUUUUCAUCCGGACGCGGCAUUUGAGAUGACGAUUUCCGUGGACGUCACCAAUAGCGGCUCGUACCCCGGCUCAGAGGUCGUACAGGUAUACAUCAGCGAUGAAGAAAGUUCAGUGCUACGGCCGCCGCGAGAGCUCAAGGCCUUUUCGAAAGUUUAUGUGGAGGUAGGAGAGACGAAGACUGUGAGGCUGACGAUCGACAAGUACGCAUUGUCGUUUUGGUCUGAGGAGGAUUCAAGCUGGAAGGCCGAGGCUGGAACAUAUGUGGUUAUUUUCGCUGCGAGUGCCGACCCCAAGUGUGAGGUUGCGAGGCGGGCUUUUGAGCUGCCAGGGACGGUGUAUUGGUCUAAGCCCUGA
Aspergillus calidoustus is the source of this 669-nucleotide messenger RNA. The record is from the annotation of a GenBank genome assembly. Lineage: Eukaryota; Fungi; Ascomycota; Eurotiomycetes; Eurotiales; Aspergillaceae.